UUUUCUUGCUUCAUUUCGUGGUCCAAGUUUUCGUUAUGGCACUUCUCACGAGUCCCACUAAAACCUUCAAAAGAAUUUAUUGCCUCGAUUUUUGACAUUUUAAUCUCUCAAAAAAGUCUUUUUCUCUAAACGAAAAGUCUAAAUUAUCUGAUUAUACAUCCAAUUGUCGGAAGUGUUCCGGCCUUGUUGGCCCAAUUGACGAAAAAAGCUCCGGUAAAUCGGCUCAAAAUUCUGACGCAAAAACCCCUCCCGCCAAAAACUCCCUAAACCAUAAAAACCCUUUUCCAAAAAAUGUGAAUGUGGUCUACCAGUGAUCAACUGAAUAAAAAAUUCUCUCACAAAAAGAAUAAAUUAACCUCCUCUUAUUUAUUCCCACUUCCUCCAUUGAAGUGCAGCCAUCUUUUUCGGCGAUUUCGAGGAAAAAGUGGACGAGAAGUCCUAAUUUUGUUGAUCCUGCUGCAUUUCUAAAGUGACAGUUCAGAGAUGAAGUUCUGACGUUUUAUCGUUUUUAUUCAGGAGAAAAUUCGACGAGGAAACGAUGUGUCGCGGGUGUUUUGAACUAUUAUCAUUUUUUUCGUGAAAGUGAUUUUGGAGCGAAGGUUUUGUGAAGGUUGGAGCGCAGCUGUGUUUUUGAAGGGAAAUUGCGAAAAUCGGGUUGGGGUCAAAGGUAGCAAAAGAGGAUUUUUAGGUUGGAAUUGUUGUGAAGUAUGUGCCUCAAGUGAGAAAAAUUGAUUUUUUCGAGAACCUGGGGAACUUGGUGAACGAGGAAAUCCAGGAUGGCCGUGAAUCCGAGGGACAUGGAUGGCUUCCUGCCACUCCUGUCAGAAACUGAUAUUAAAAAGAAACUGCACGUGGGAACUCUCCUUUUCAAUUAUUUGGGCAAUCCACUCAAGAGUAUAGAGUGCCAGGAUAUCGGAUUGUUCAUUGAUAACAUCGUACCCUGGCUCAACAAUGGCAGUCCAAAAGUCGUGCAAAAUGGAUUGGAGGUUUUAACAUUCCUAGCAGAUAGAAUGGGCACCGAUUUCAAGCCCUACAUUUCGUCGGUGAUUCCAGCGACUAUCGACAAAUUGGGUGAUAGCAAAGAUCAGACGAGAGAAAAGGCUCAGUUGGUGAUUCUGAAAAUUUUGGAAAAGGGCAGUAUGACCCCUCAACAACUGGUCGACAGACUGCAACCUGCAUUCAGUCAUAAAAAUGCAAAAUUGAGGGAGGAUGCCAUGAUUCUUCUCACGACUGCGCUUAACGAACAUGGAGCAGACGACAUGACACUUUCGGGAGUGAUACCAAGUAUCGUAAAACUUCUUUCCGAUCCGACCGAAAAAGUCAGAGAAACAGCUUUAAGUACUCUGACGGAUUUGUAUCGACAUGUAGGUGACAGAUUACGAGCAGAUCUUCAACGGAAACACAACAUUCCACCUUCGAAAUGGGCUUUGUUGGCUGAAAAAUUCGACCAGUUAAAAGCUGCCGGUGACCUCCUUCCCUCUGCAAUGUCUGCAGAUGUUGGAAAGGAGCCGGAUGAACCUGACAGAGCGAUACGAUCAGCUCCAGUGAAAAAGGUCACUACGAGUUUGCUGCAGAAGAAAAGUCAAUUUGGUCCAGCAAAACAAGUUCUCUCGAUGCCAGAUCCAGAUGUGAAUUCAAGGGCUACCAAUAUCAAAAGAAUUCCGUCAGUUAGAUCUGGAACAGGACAAGCUGGAGCAGUCGAUGAAGAAUCGUUUAUUAAAGCCUUCGAUGAAGUUCCUGAUGUGACGUUAUUUUCCGCCAAGAAUCUCGAGGAACAGAUGAAAAUAAUCAAAGACACGGUUGGAGACGAGAAAAAGGACUGGAAGUUGAGAACUGACAGUAUGAAGAAAUUAAGAGGAAUUAUUCUCGCCGGAGGUGCGAACUACGACAACUUCCCCGAAUGUCUGAAGAGCAUACAAAGGUCUUUCGAAACUGCCUGCACGGAUCUGAGGUCGCAGGUUGUUCGAGAAGCAUGCAUAACAUUGGCUUUUUUGAGCCAGCAUCUCAAAAACAAAUUCUCCAGCUUCGCGGAGGCCGUUUUACUCCAUCUGAUGAAUCUCAUUCAGAAUAGUGCCAAGGUGAUGGCUUCAGCGGGAGCAGUCGCAGUAAGAUUCAUCCUUCAGAACACUCACGGCCUUCGUCUAAUUCCAAUAAUCACCACAUCCAUGAAUCACAAAAGCAAAGAAAUCCGAAGGGCUUCUUGCGAGUACUUGAACCUUAUAUUAAAAUCCUGGCCUCAGCAGCUCCUCUCGAGGCACGUGAGUCUCCUCCAGGACGCAAUAAAAAAGGGAAUCGCCGAUUCUGAUCCCGAAGCUCGAUCCUUCGCCAGAAAUUCCUACUGGGCUUUCAAAGAUCAGUUCCCCGAACAAGCGGAGGUUCUUCUCAACAGUCUCGAUGCGACCUACAAAAGAUCUUUAAUGUCCCUGAGCAACAGUGGGAGUAUAAACAGUUUAAAUGCUGUCACGAGGACGACGAGCGUUAGCCCGCGAGCUUCUAGACCCGCUUUAAGUGCCGCAGGUAGCACUGAGAAUUUACAUCAUGCUCAGGGCCAGCCUCACGGCCCGCUUAGACGAACUCCGUCCUUACCACGAUCUUAUCGUCAAUCUGGGAUUCCGAUUCUGCAAAGACCCACUGAUAAUCACUGUCGAAUCGCACCAGGCGUUAGAUCAACAAGUGCCAUAGACCACCAAGCGGUUCAGAGAGCAAAAGCCAGGAUGAUGUACGCAAAUAUGAAUCGGCAGAAAGCCACUCUUCCUCGACAAAGUAAGUCUCCUGAUUAUACAGCGGUCCCUAGUCCAGAAAGAUCAGCUAGAACCAGAACAAGAGUUGCUGGAGUUUCACAGUCUCAACCGAGUAGCAGAUCGGGUUCGCCAUCAUCGAGACUUAGCUACGCAACUUACAGCCGCGAUGGUGAAUCUUUGGUACCUCGGCCAAGAAAAUUGUCGAGUCAUGGAAUUGGAAGUACCAGUAAUAGUCGUGAACCUAGUCCGCAGCGUUUUGGACUCGAUAGGAAUUACGGUUCCAAAUUAAGAGGACGAAAUCUGCACUCGUCGCCAACUGAUAGGCCACCCUCGAGGCCAGUUAUGGCGCAGAAAAUGCUCCAGCAGUCACGAGAAGCAGAAUCUGCAUUGGCAGAUGCCCUUACUUUUAACAGUAUGGAUAAUUAUAAUAGAACUCCAAAGGGAAAAGGCGAUCACAGUGACGAUAGCGAGACCAGUAGCAUUUGCUCGGAAUAUAGUUUGGACAGCUCCCGACGACCCAGUGACUCAUUCUCGUGGAGCGGCUCGCAACAGAGACUCUACCGAGAUUUGUGGGAUCAAUCUAUCCCCAAGGACAUUAAAGAAAUCAUAGAAAACUGCAGUCGCAAGCACUGGAGUGACAGGAAGGAAGGUUUGGUCGGCCUUCAAUAUUUUCUUUCCAACGGACAAACCCUUUCAGGCUCGGAAUUGCGCAAAAUAACCGAUAUUUUUUCAAAAAUGUUUAUGGAUUCUCACACAAAAGUAUUUAGUCUCUUUUUGGACACACUCAAUGAAUUAAUUGUGACGCAUAAGGAAGAUUUGGGAGACUGGCUUUACGUUCUCUGCGCCAGGCUUCUCAACAAACUUGGAACUGAUUUGCUUGGAUCUGUCCAGGCGAAAAUUCACAAGACUUUGGAUAUCAUAAGAGACUGCUUUACUGGAGAACAACUGCUACCGGCAGUGAUGCGUUUUUUGACGGAUCCGACUCAAACGCCAAAUUCCCGCGUGAAGGUCGCCACCUUGACCUUCAUCACCCAAAUCACAGAAACCUCGGAGCCAUCGGCGUUGACCAGUUCGGCGGGAACGGCCCUCGCUCGUCUGAUUGACUGGACGAAUGACGUCAAAAGUCAGGACGUCAGGAGGCACGCUCAGAGCACUGUUAUCGCAUUGUAUAAUUUAAAUCCCUCACAAGUUACCAUGAUUCUUUCUGAAUUGCCAAAAUAUUACCAGGAAGCUGCGUUGCCUCUGGUACAAAAUCACUUGAGAAGAUCAUCAGGAACGAGCAAUCCGUCAUCCCCGAGCACUCCACCUCCGAGGGUUCCCCAUUCGCCCGCUAGGAGGCUGCAGCCAGGAGUAAGAAGCGAAGUUGAUUCUGGAGACGACCAUCUUAAUCCAGAAGAAGUUUACAAAUCUUUAAGGCGCACAACUGCGGAAAUCCAGAAUUAUGGCUUUGAACGUUUAGAAAGAGCAACGACGAGCAAAGACAGUGGAAUUAGCAACAUGGCAGACGUGGAGGAAAGAAUUGAGUCUCUCACUUUAACGAAUUCGGGUCGAUCCUCGUCUGUUUCUUCGCCAACGCAAAGGGGAAGACCUGUAACGAAUGCAAAUGUUAAUGGCACAGCCGAAGGACCAGAAGCUGAUCACACGCCGCCACAAGAAAAUAACGGCUUCAAAACUCACGGUUCGUCUCCAGACUCGUUGAGGGGACCCGAAGUUGUCGACAAUGUGAUAAAAAUUCUCCAGUCGACAGGAACCGAGGAACAAGACACCAGAAGUGCACUUCAAGAAUUUCAGUUAUAUCUUCGUGAUGGAGGAGACGUUUCCUACGUGAAACAAAAUUUCAAGAAACUAUUGAAAACCCUGCUCGAGAAUUUGGCGAACGAGCACGUGAAAGUUGUCCCGGAUGUCCUGAAUGCUCUUAUGGAAAUGGUCAAGUGUUCCGAGCUUCGGGAAAUCUUUUUAAAUUAUGCCGAUCUUCUCGUCCUGAAGGUCAUACACGCCCACAAAUUUGAAGAUCCGAACGAAGAGGUCGGAGCUCCUAGAUUCACAGUAGAGACAUUUGAGGUUCUCCGAAUUGCGGAGAAAUGUGCAGCGACCCUUGCAACAGUAUUGCCUCCAGAUCAGAUAAUAAAUUUAGCGUCGUCUCUGAGUUCGACAGAAGUCUAUCCGAGAAAUAUGGGCGCGAUAAAAAUGCUUCAGAAGGUUGUGGAGCAUCACGGGAGAGAAGUGAUUGAACCUUACCUCGAUCAAGUCAUGCCUAACUUAAUUAAGGCCUACGAUCACAGGGAGAGCAAAGUACGGAAGAGCGCAGUAUUUUGCAUGGUGGCGAUCCACCAGGCGGUCGGAGAAGAAAAGCUGAAGCCCCAUUUGAGUUCGCUUUUCGGCAGCAAGUUAAAAUUGCUUAAUAUUUACAUCCAGCGGGCUCAGCAAUCAGCCAGUCAACCUGCUAGUCCACGCAGCAGUAGUAAAAACUAACUAGCGUCAAAUGCUGUGUCGCUCAGGAUCGCGAUCCUCAAAAAAUUCGCGCGCUGUUCACGUUUUUUUAAUAAAUCAAGUUGACGUGUAUAUAUUUUUUCUUUUUUUUUAUAUAUAUAUAAACAAAACAGUAAUUAAAUUCCUCCUUUGUUAUAUCCGCCUUUCACAAUUCAUAUUAGCUGUCCAACGAAAAGGAUUUGUAGUCUUUUCAUGCUAUAAUUAUUUAAACAAAGUUUAAUAUGUACUUCGCGCUAUUAUUAUAAUUAUAAUGAUAUUAAUGUACCUAUUGUUAUUAUAUUACUAAUAAAGUGCAAGAGGAUUCUUUCAAUCGUUCUGUUUUGCACUGAACCUCAUGCGCUUGCAAACAGGA
Messenger RNA from Belonocnema kinseyi, 5583 nucleotides. RefSeq names its product CLIP-associating protein 1-A (gene chb). Bases 777 to 5213 code for a protein of 1478 amino acids. Gene Ontology annotation, biological process: mitotic spindle assembly. Gene Ontology annotation, molecular function: microtubule binding. Lineage: Eukaryota; Metazoa; Arthropoda; Insecta; Hymenoptera; Cynipidae. Gene Ontology annotation, cellular component: cytoplasmic microtubule; microtubule organizing center; spindle microtubule. The transcript has 27 exons. The record is from RefSeq and is a predicted model, not a curated record.